Molecule: messenger RNA, 1320 nt
Organism: Lachnellula hyalina
Lineage: Eukaryota; Fungi; Ascomycota; Leotiomycetes; Helotiales; Lachnaceae
Exons: 2
Molecular function (GO): hydrolase activity, acting on carbon-nitrogen (but not peptide) bonds
Source: RefSeq, a predicted model, not a curated record
GUAACUGAGAAAUUAGGUUCAUCUUUGAACGAUAAAAUGACUGCAUCAGUUAUCACAGCCGACCUCCUGAUUCCCGGCCGCGGACAACCCCUCAAUAAUGGGGCGAUUGUUUAUGAAAAUCGCCGCAUAACAUGGGUUGGAGCAAAAUCAGACAUUCCUGAGGCAUACAAAUCCCUCAAUGCCACGCAUGUUCCGAUCCUGAUGCCGGGUCUGUGGGAUUGCCACGUCCAUUUUCUCGGCAGUCGUUCUUACAUCACUGAGGUUCUAUAUCGAGAAUCAAAAGUUUUAGCAGGUGCUCGAGCAGCUCGCGAUGUUGCAGAAGUACUGAAUGCUGGAUUCACAAGUGUUAGAGAAGUUGGAGGCUACGGGAUAUAUCUCACUAAGGCAAUCGAAGAAGGCUAUCUUGUUGGUCCGACAAUUUAUGGAGCAGGAAGUGUUCUCAGCCAAACUGGUGGCCACGGAGAUGGCCAUGCCGUCCCACUCGCAGAGUACCAAGAUGCUUGUGCAAAUGGACUGUUCUUCGAACUUUGUGAUGGUGUGGACGGAUGUAUUAAGGCUGUCCGAAUGCAGCUCCGCCAGGGAGCCAAGGUGAUCAAAAUAUGUGCCAGUGGCGGAGUGUCCAGCGAGAUUGACCAUCCAAAACACCAGCAAUUCACUGACGCCGAGCUAAAGGCGAUGGUCGAAGAAGCUCAUCGAUCGGAAAGAAUCGUUGCUGCCCACUGCCAUGGUAAAGCCGGCAUCAUGGCAGCAUUACGCGCGGGGUGUUCAACAAUCGAACAUGGAACAUAUCUAGAUGCCGAAGCAAUCGAGGUAAUGAUUAAGCAAAACGCAAUUCUGGUUCCAACGAGAACGAUCCAACAGAGUGGUCUGAAAAUGAAAGAUUCAUGGACGGAAAGUGGUUACAAGAAGCUUCAAGCUGUGGCAAAGGAACACAAAGAAGCAUAUAAGCUGGCUGUCAAAUCAGGUGUCAAGAUUGCUCUUGGAACUGAUAUUGGAUUCAGUGUUAGUGGUACGCCGCUCAGUCAUGGGAGUAAUGGCAGCGAGUUAGUGUAUGCUGUCGAGGCUGGACUUUCACCUCUUCAGGCAAUAGAGGCGGCCACUGCCAAUGCUCCCGAGACAUUAGGCCUUCAAGCGCCUCUGUCAGGUCAGCUUAAAGAGAGAUAUGAUGCGGAUUUUAUUGCUCUAUCUGAAAAUCCACUGGAGGACAUUCAGAUUAUGGCAGAUGCGAAAAAUGUUACUCACGUGUGGAAGGGGGGAAAGCUUUUCAAAGCUCCCACUAGAGAUAUUUUCUUGCCUUCUCAUCUAGCUCUCAAAUAUUAG